GUUUGCGAGCGCGAAGCAGCGGACUGAUGCCUUCGCCCUUCUCAUCCAAUCACCCCGACCGACUUUGCUGCUCUCUCCUCCCGCUGCCCUGAUUGUCCUUGCAGACAGCGGCUACGACCGUCUACUCUGCUUUCGACACCAUCCCUCUCACGAUGGACCACAAUGGCGGUAGCACCUCCAUCAAGAAACAAGACGAUGGGGACGCGUCCGAUUCCAAGGGCACCCCGAAGGGCGACACGAAGCCUAGUGUCCGGACCCUCAAUCGAGUACCCCGUGCCUGUAAUGCUUGCCGGAAGCAGAAGAUGAGGUGCGAAGGUGCAGAGAAUCCGCCCUGUCGAAGAUGUAGACACGCAGGCCUGGAGUGUCUAUUCGAGAAGCCACAGAGGGAAGCUAGUCUUACGGGUGAAGCGGGCUUAGAACGUAUACGGAGCCUUGAGGCCCACGUCGCGGAUAUACGUCAGACUCAAACCGCAAUUCAGAACACAUUACUGGAAAUUGCUUCUCAUCUUCGCGGGGGCCCUCCCUUCCAUUCCCGGUCCCCAUCGUUUCCGGCGUUCGUACAUCAGUCACCGAGCGCCCUAUCUAUGGGGUCUCCGAGCGUUUCAACACCUACCACAGUACAACAUCCUCCGCAGCUCAUGUUGGAUACCUCACAUGCUGGACCGACGUCGCCUUCAAGUAACGGGGCGAUGACUCACGGUUCUGGGCCUAUGUCCGCCACGAUGAAUUCAACUGCUCAUCGGCCAAAUCGCGAUCCGACGCCCACCCAUUAUCGGAGCCCUUCAUUGGGGGCGACAGGUCGCCGUCCUGUUAGCCAACACGAUGCCCACAACUCGCAGCUCUCAAGCUCUAGCAGUAUGAUGUACCCGCCCCCGAAUCCGCCUACACACCGUAUGUCCGCACAGGGAACUACUCUUCCACCUUUCUCAAGCAUAUCAAGCAUAGAAACCAUGGGCCCACCCCGGAGUCAGCCUCCGAAUGUUUCCUCCGUGCGAUACAACCCGGGCGAAGGCUCGCGGCAAGUCCACCGAACUGCCAACGGUCAGGAAGCCACGGUCGGGUCGAAGAGGGCUGCACCCACCUCAAAUGUCACCAGCGCGGACUCCUCUGACGUCGAAGACGAUGACGGGGAACUUCCUGCGUCUGGCCUAGUAGCGCCCUGGGAAGUCUUGCGUGGCCUGGCCGACGUCGCCAUCCAGCGAGCCGCUAAGGAGAACGGGGGUGAGGUGAGCGAGCCUCCGAGUCGCGCGCGAACCCCGUCACCGGACCCGCGUCAGCCUCGACCACCGAAGCGGCGAAAAGUUACCCAUAAACAGCCUAGGUUUGCCACUUUCCCUGAUGUUGUCACAAAGAAGAUCAUACCGGAGUCAGAAGCUCGAGAACUAUUCCGGAUAUUCUACCACGGCUGCUCUACGUUCUUACCCAUAUUUGAUGCCAAUGUGGAUACCUUCGAAGCCCUCCAUGAACGCUCGCCAUUUGCCGUGGAUUGUAUUUGUAUGGUUGCAGCGCAAGUACGAGACGGAGGAGGCAAGCCGAGCGAAACCUUCCUCAAAUGCCAGGAAGAAGUGCAGGCCAUAUCUUGUGCUACCCUGUUUUCACCUGUGACCCGACAAGAAGCUGUACAAGCGAUGAUUCUUGUGUCCGGAUGGUCAGAUAACGGUUGGUUGAGCGGAGGACACGCAGUACGUAUGGCCAUGGAGUUGUCGAUGCACAAGGCCUGGCCCGAGUUGCUGAAGAGAAUGAAGGCCAACAAGGCAUCUGACUCGCCGAAGGAUCGCCAGCUGGUAAUCGCUGCCAGAACCUGGUUUUGCUUGUAUCUCUUCGAACAUCAGAUGUCCUACGGGACGGGUAGGCCGUCGAUCCUCAAGGAUGAUGAAAGUAUCUGGCAAUGUCGGCACUUGUUGCAGCACCCGCUUGCCAUCGAGGACGACAUGCGGCUGGUCUCUACCGUUGAACUCAUGGCUAUCCGAGAACGGGUCAACAACAAUCUAUCGCCGCUGUUCGACAAGCCCGUCGAUGACAUCACGUUCAAUGUCCUGCGCGAAGCUGACAUGGAAUUCCGCAACUGGUACGCUACGUGGGAUCAGGCCUUUUCGCGGAAGUAUGAGGACGCUGCUUUCUAUCGUCAGAGUCUGCAGAUACAGCAUCUUCAUGCCGAGCUAUACCACAAUGCCACGGCCCUCAGAGGUGUCGACAGUCCAGAAGACGUUCUCAGAAUACCUGCUGCUCAGCGCGACUUGGCCAUCAGGUCUAUCCAGAUAGGACGGCAGGUACUCGAUAUCACUGUCAAUUCCCCUGCAUACCGAGAAGGCAUGAAAUAUGCUGUGCAUUAUACCCAUGCAACUGCAACUUUUUCCGCCUCAUUUUUGUUGCGCUUGGCACGGCUAUUCCCCGAUCAGUACGAUUUGCAGGAAGUGCGUACGACGGUGGAACGUCUUGCCAUGCUUCUCGCUGAAGUGCCUGGGCGGCGUUAUGCGCUUACGUUGCAGCUAAUGUUGAAGCGUUUCCGGAAACGCUCUGCCUCCACUUCUCGCUCGCCGCGGACCGCUCGUCCGCGGUCACAUAGUAACGCGAGUUACAGCCACGAGUCGAUGGGUUCUGCGCCGAGCCAGCAACCCGCGUCGUCCACAUAUGAUGCGUCGUAUUCGAACCAUCCAGGUCAAACCGCCAUGGGUCAAAUGCAAAUUGGGUACUCUCAACCCAUGACACAGUAUGCCCCGAACGCGGACCCAAGCAUAGAUCUCAUAUGGCGUGGAUUCGAUACGACGGCCAACGAGCAGCUUCCGGUGUGGCUGUCUGACCAAACCCUGGGUGGCGGCUCCGUCAUGCAGAAUGGUAUGGAUGCAUUCCUAUUGCCGAACGACUAUUUGCCGCCUGCGCCGCAAAUCUGGUGAUGUACGCUCUGUAGCGAUAUCGGCAAUUUUCCUUUGUUGUAUAUAUUACCUUUGUACUCAUGCUGGCCAAGGCGCACCUGCUGUUGUGAUCGCGUAGUUAAUAGCCGUACGUAUCGUUCGCGCUGGGACGUUCCGUGUACUCGAUAUGAGUUAUACUUGCUAUCCUGCUGUAUCGCUACUGGAAUGCAUUUUGGUUAUCUGCCAUGUAAA
Rhodofomes roseus is the source of this 3104-nucleotide messenger RNA. RefSeq lists its product as uncharacterized. Lineage: Eukaryota; Fungi; Basidiomycota; Agaricomycetes; Polyporales; Fomitopsidaceae. Gene Ontology annotation, cellular component: nucleus. Gene Ontology annotation, biological process: regulation of DNA-templated transcription; DNA-templated transcription. The transcript is spliced from 15 exons. Bases 153 to 2894 code for a protein of 913 amino acids. Gene Ontology annotation, molecular function: transcription cis-regulatory region binding; DNA-binding transcription factor activity, RNA polymerase II-specific; zinc ion binding. The record is from RefSeq and is a predicted model, not a curated record.